Dovyalis caffra is the source of this 1005-nucleotide messenger RNA. NCBI's taxonomy places the organism in Eukaryota, Viridiplantae, Streptophyta, Magnoliopsida, Malpighiales, Salicaceae. The record is from the annotation of a GenBank genome assembly.
AUGAUCACUCAGUCUGUUAGCACUGUCUUAGUUCUUGGUCUUUCUCUCCUUUCCUUUGCUCCCCUUUGCUUUUGUGGCAAGACCAAUGGUGGCUACCUCUACCCACAAUUUUACGACAGGUCAUGCCCAAAAGCUCAAGAAAUAGUCAACUCCAUUGUAGCCAAGGCAGUUGCUAAAGAAGCUCGUAUGGCAGCCUCAUUACUCAGGCUCCAUUUUCAUGACUGUUUUGUCAAGGGGUGUGAUGCAUCCGUAUUGCUAGACAGCAGUGGAAGCAUAAUAAGCGAGAAGAGUUCAAAUCCGAACAGAAACUCAGCUCGAGGAUUUGAAGUAAUCGACGAGAUUAAAGCUGCACUAGAGAAGGAGUGUCCUCAAACAGUUUCCUGUGCUGAUGUCAUGGCUUUGGCUGCAAGAGAUUCUACUGUUCUUACUGGCGGUCCUAGCUGGGAAGUUCCAUUGGGAAGAAGGGACUCUAGAGGAGCAAGUUUGAGUGGUUCUAACGGCAAUAUUCCUGCUCCUAACAAUACAUUCCAAACAAUACUUACCAAGUUCAAGUUACAAGGUCUUAAUGUUGUUGAUCUUGUAGCACUAUCUGGGAGCCACACAAUUGGAAAUGCUCGGUGCACCAGCUUCAGGCAGAGGCUGUACAACCAGUCAGGAAAUGGGCAGCCUGACUACACUCUUCAGCAAUCUUUUGCUGCCCAAUUGCGCACCCGGUGCCCCAGAUCAGGAGGUGACCAGAACCUGUUUUUCUUGGACUUUGUAAGUCCAACAAAGUUUGAUAACAACUACUUCAAGAACAUAGUGGCUUCAAAGGGACUGUUGAGCUCUGACCAAGUUCUCCUGACAAAGAAUGAAGCAUCAAUGGAAUUGGUCAAUAAAUAUGCUGAGAACUGUGAGAUUUUCUUUGAGCAAUUUGCCAAGUCCAUGGUUAAGAUGGGAAAUAUCUCUCCGUUGACAGGUUCCAGGGGCGAUAUUAGAAAGAGUUGCAGGAAGAUUAAUGAUUGA